This is a messenger RNA of Mytilus trossulus (common blue mussel), 8478 nucleotides long. RefSeq names its product sarcolemmal membrane-associated protein-like. Lineage: Eukaryota; Metazoa; Mollusca; Bivalvia; Mytilida; Mytilidae. Gene Ontology annotation, molecular function: protein binding. Bases 141 to 3083 code for a protein of 980 amino acids. The transcript has 32 exons. The record is from RefSeq and is a predicted model, not a curated record.
AGUAUUAAUAAUUUACUUUCACUCAGAUUAAAACAAUAAUAUAUUUUCGAGAUUAACUUAACUAAAAUUUUAAGAUGGCUGUCUCCUGAAAGGAAAGAAGAAAAUGAAUGGAUAAAGGAAGAGGUUAGCAUAAGUCAGCCAUGUCUGCAGUGGCUAUUUUGUCCUGUCAGCCAAAUUCACAUCCAUUUCGUGAGCGACAUAUAUCGCUUCAUGAACCAGUCAAGAUUGGCAGAUCUGUAGCCAGGGCUAGACCAGCGAACAACAAUGGCAUUUUUGAUUGCAAAGUUUUAUCCAGAAAUCAUGCCAUGCUUUGGUAUGAGAAUGGCACAUUCUACCUCCAAGACACAAAAAGCAGCAAUGGUACAUUCAUUAACAAUCAACGCCUCUGUAAAGGGGGAGAGGAGAGCUCCCCUAGAGAGGCAUAUUCUGGGGACCACAUACAGUUCGGUGUUGAUGUGAUGGAAAAUAACAGAAGAGGAGAAAAAAUAACUCAUGGGUGUAUAAUAGCCACCAUAACAUUGUUUCAUCCGGAUGGCAGGGAAGCAAAGAAUAUCUACACUGAUGGACACUUUGCCAACACUGUUACCCCAGGUUUCACUAUACAGUCUCAGGAACUUUACCAAUUAGCCCAGUAUUUACAGGAGGCCUUACACAGAGAAAAGAUGUUAGAACAGAAAUUUAGUACAUUACAACAGUUGUUAAACAACACACAGGAAUCUUCAGAAGAUGGCUGGCAGGCUUUAAUUGAUGAAGACAGACUAUUAUCCAGACUUGAGGUGCUAGAAAAUCAACUACAUACAUACUCAAAAAAUCAUUCAGAAGAUGCUUUAAGACAAGAAGUUGUGACACUUCAAGAAGAAAAGUUACAGUAUGAAACGACUGCUAAGGAAUCUUUAAGGAGAGUUUUACAAGAGAAAUUAGAAGCUGUGAGAAAAUUAUCAGAUUUAGAGAGAUCAUUACAUAACACAGAAGAAGAAUGUACUCAUCUGAAAGAUAUGUGUGAAAAAUCACAAGAAGAGUUACAACAACUGGCAGAAAAAUAUCAGGAUCAACUCAAAGAAGUGUCAAAUAUUCAGGGGCAACUACAGGAUGCAGAGAAUAAUCAUUUGGAAGAGAGAGAAAAAUUUGACAAAGAAAAAACUGACCUCAUGGAAAAAAUAGAAGAUCUUAUGAAAGAGGAGAGCAUUUUAUCAGCAAAGAUGGAGGCAUUGCAGUCAGAUAAUGAUAUAGCAAGGGAAGAAAUAGCUUCAUUAAAAGAAAAAUUAGAAUCAAUGAAAGAACCAAACAAUCAUGAGAAAGAUUUGGAUGAAAAGACAGAUGAUGAUGAAACAGAAGAUAAAAAUACUGAUGAGAAAAAAUUGUUAAAUUCUGAUACAUCAGAUGAAACAUCAAUGAUUAUACCUACAAGUCUUAAAGAUUUAGACCCUGAAGAAUCUGAAAAUAAAUUGAAAGAAUUACACUACGAAAUAGAAAAAUACAAAGCAAAAAUGGAAGACUCUGAAACAAGACUAAAGGAAAGUGGAGACAAAGUUGAACAAUUACAAAAAGACUUAGAAAUAGCACAGUUGGAUACUAGGCAGUAUGUGGCAAAGAUAUCUUCUUUAGAAGAAAAGCUUAAGCUGUCAGAUUUACACAUGAACCAAAUGAUGGAGAAUACCAUGUCUGACUUAAAAAGUGCAGUUAUUGAUGAUGUGCAAUUGAAAGAAUCUCACAAACAGGCUGAUGGCAGUAACACACUAAUUAAAUCUUUACAAGAUCGAGUAGUGAGUUUGGAGUCUGAGUUAGUUAAUAUACAGACCACAGAUAAGGCUGAUAUGACAGUUGUAGCCUCAAGCUUUGAUCAGACUUUGAGUAAUCACCUAGAUGAUUCAGACCUAACUGAUUCUGGCCUUGAAGAUGAUGAUAAUUUGAAAGAACUACUUAGAGGAGCUAGACAACUACAGAAGAGAGCUGAGGGGGAACUGACCAAGUGUAAAGAUGAAUUAGAUGACACUAGAGCAAGGGUCCAAAAGAGUGCUGACGAGGCCAUUCUACUUAAAUCCAAAUUAACAGAUGUUCAAAAGAAUGCUGAUGAGAAGUCUGAAAUGGUAGUAGAUCUUCAAGAACAAUUAAAGAAAGCUGAAACUACAACAAAAGAAGUAAAACAACAGAUAUUAGAUUUACGAGAUCAGUUACUGGAAGAACAAUCACAUACCAAGACUAACCAAGAGGAUUUAGUUCUAACUAAAAAAAAUUUAGAACAAGAGAAAUCCAAACACAAGGACACAAGAAAAGAGCUGGAAGAAGCAAAACGCACCUUGUCAGAAACACAGCAAUCUGCAAAACAAAAUCACAACGAAUCAGAACAACUCAAAAACAAGGUACGUCAUCUUCAGGAACGCCUUGACUUAGAUAGGAAAGAACGAUCCAGAGAAUCACAUCAUUCUCGACUGACGCACUCAGACUCCCAUCCGGGUUCUCAUACUAGCCCCAAUGUCAAACAUCGAGGUAAUAUCAUUGCUGAUUUUGCUGCCUUGAAAGAUGAGUGUGCCAGUUUGCGUAAAAGGAUUCAAGCUAUUGAAGCAGAGAUGAAAAUGUCAAGGAAAGAGAACCUUCAGCUUUCUUCUGAGUACAACAAACUCCAAGAAUCUUAUAAACAAUUAGAGGCCUUAAAACAAAAACUAGAAACAAAAGAAGCUGUGUGGCGGUCGAACAUGACAGACUCGCAGAAAGAAACUGACCUUGCCAAACAGGAGGUGAGGCGCAGUCCAAGGGGCAGACAACCCAUUAUGGGAGGUCGCCUAAAAACGUCUGGAGUAACCAAGCCUACUUUGAAAAGUGUUUCUUCUGAUCCUAAGUUGUCGUUGAAGUUGUGUGAAGCCCAUGAGGAGAUAGCCAGUCUUAAAUCACAAUGUGAAACUUAUUCAGUGAAAAAUGGAGAACUGAAAAGUGAAAUAGCCAAUAUGGCUGAAGAAUAUAAGCAGCUAUCAGAUAGAAGCAAAGUGCUAUCAUUUUGCUCAAGUAUACCAUUACUGAUGUUACUAUUUGCUGUUCUCGUAGCAUUGUAUCCCACAUUAGCACAAAUUACUGGAACAACACCAUAAUCAACAUCAUGUGAAUGUUUGUAAAGGAGGUCAUAAUCAUCCGAGUGUUUGAAGACAUAGCUGAAAAUGUUUGCAUGUGAUACUAUUCCAUAUGUAUAUAAUACAUUUGUAUAUGAGUUUGAAUGUUUGAGUAGAGUAAAUGUGUUUUCUAUGUGUAUAUUAUGUGCUUUUGAGAUGUACAAUGUGUUGAUACAUAUAUUGUAAGAGUCGUGUAUGUGAAUGAACAUGUUAUACUUCAAUAUAUAUAUAUGUUACUCUAGUUUAAUUUUUUUAAACAUAAACUAUAAGCAAUAGUAUUUAUAAAUAAAGUGCUAUAUUACAAUAACUUAAAAAGUAUAUAAUGAUAUAAACUUGUAUAGAAGGAACUCUUAUCUAUUUUGUUUUGGAAAAAAUAGUUGUUUUUGUAUAUAAUUUGAAACGGUACCAUCAUAACUCUUUUAUUACCCAUACUGCACUAAGAAAAUAUUUGGAGGGAGUUAAUGCCGCAGUGUUCCAGCUAGACCCCAUUCUCAGGGCACAAUAGUUUCCCUUCAUUUUGCACACCCUGUGUCCUUUUUCCUAUUCUUUUUAGGAAUUAAGAUUGUUUGGCUAAUGUUUCCUUCUUUGAAAUCCAUUUACAUCUUCCAAGUGCCCCAUUUCCUAUUUAGAUUAUGCCCUACAGAGCACUUAUUUAUAUUUAGACCCUACUCUUCUUAAAUGAUAGCUGUUUUUUUUUUAGCUGGAACACUGAAUGGUUUGAAAAUGAUCACAUAUCAUUAUGCUUUUGUUGUAAUUAUUUUAUUUGUUUCAACUGUUGAUUUACAUUUAAACAAUCUGUUUUGUUAUCUUUAUGUCAAAAGAGGCAUUGGUUUUUGUAACUGUGCUUGUUGAAAUAUAGUGCUAAAUGAAGGAUAUGUGCUGAGACUGUUAACUAUGUUUUUCCUUAUAUGGUACAAAUGUUAUAUUGUGUGUGUGAAUUCAACUGUCUGCUCUAAAACAAAUUAAAAUUAACAAUAAACUUAAAUUCCUAAGUAGACAUUUUGAAAAGUAUAUCAUUUAAGACCAGAAUAAAUUUCCGUAUAUUAUCAUAAUUUUUGGAUAGCUUCUUUCUCCUUUGUUAAAACUAGUUCUAAUUUCUAAUUGCAGUCUUACAAGUUUCUUUGUUAUGUCAUUAAAUUUCUUAAAUGCUAGAUAUAUACUGAUAAAAAAAAGUAUUCAGUUUAAUAGAUUUUCUAAAACACAUAAAAAAAUACAGUUCCAUUAAAAGCAUUUUAAGAAAUUUAUCAAAUGCAUAAAAUAUUCCUAAAUGAUAUUGUUAUUCACAAUAAAGGUAUUAGAAUCCAGGACAGUUGUACAUGUUAAAUUGAUUUCUGUGAUAGAAUGUUUGUUAUUUGUAUGUUAAACUGCAGAAAAUUGAAACUUUUGUUUGUAAAAAAAAUCAAACAAGUAAGGUAAGUUACUGGGGGAAAUCUAUAAAUAGAAGAGGGAAUAAACAAACAAGUAGAGAACAUAAUGAAUUUUGAUAUUCAUUUUAAAAAAGUAAAAACUUUUCUCUGCUGAAUGAUGUUGAGGGUAACCAUAAGUGACAUUGUUUCAAUUUUCUGUGGUAGAGUUUGUUAAAUAAAGGAAUAUUAUAUCCUUUGAUUUGACAAUUUAUUCUUUCAUUUGUCAUUAUACUGAUAUUCAGGGUGACAUUUGAUAUAAGUAGGUGCAGACUAUUUGUCAGUAAACAUCUGUUAAUAACAAAACAAUUCAAUAUAUAAAAUUUCUUAAAAAAACCCCAUCUGUUAUUUAAAACGUGCUUACAUAAAAAAUAAUUAUUGUAAAUGUUGAAAGACAUUAAUCAAAUGAUUUUAAUAAAUUUUAAAUUAAUAGAAUAAUAGAAAUGGAUCCGAGGUAUUUGGUUUAUUGUUUGUAGAGUCUUUUAAAUCAUUAAAGAUGGUUAUUGACAAAUUAUUUGUAUGUGCUGGCGCUAUAGUUCCACUCAGGUCCGUGUAGAUAGGAAAUUUCAUUAUGUCGACUGUUUUGAAUGUUGUUGUUAUUUUAUAAAUUGAAGUAGGUCUACUUAAAUGAAGGGAUGAAAAUGAAAAUUACUUUGGUAACAUAAAUGGGGGUUUAUCUUUUUUUUUUAUUAUUAAUUGUUAUUUCCAUUACAGUUGCUUGUAGAGUGUAUGAUCCAAUAUACACUGCUAUGUUGCUUAUAAUUUUUUGCACAAUGAUUUAACCUUUAACCAAGUGAUAGCAUAGUUAGGCUGGUUCAAUAUCAAUGUUAUACAUUCAUUUUGUACAAAAACUUGAGAGGGGAUUGAGGAGUAAAUUUUUCUGGAGUGGUGGUCUCUAAUUGAUUGAGAAUGGGUGUAGGUUAGAGUGGUUUAACAGACAUGUAUCUUUGUGGUUAACUAAAAAUGUAUUUGCUUUUAUUCUAUCUAGCUGCAAAAUCAGUUAUAAUUUUUUUUUGUUAGAUUUUCAGCGCUUUGUGACAUUUAUUAGGAAGCCAAUAUAUAAUAUGUUUUAUCCUACUUUCAUACUUUUCUAGAAUAUCCAGCUUUCUUUGUGUAUAAAUAUUAUAUGUACAAGAAUUAUUCUGUUGCCAAAGUAAUGUAUUUAUGAAAUUGUUGUUUUUGUUAAUACAUUUGUACCAUAAUUGUUAUUUACUUUCUAUUUGAGUGUUAUCCUGGGACUUAUAUGGAAUCAAAGUUUAAUUUGUUGGAAUUUUACCCAGUUAAAGCCUGACUAAUUUGAAUAUUAACCUACAGUUACUGAUUUGAAUCUCAUUUUGGAGUUGGGAAAGCUUUUUUUUUUAAUAGUAAAUGAAAAAAUAUAUAAUUAGAUUUCAUUAAACAGAUUCCAUGUAUAUUUAGAAUAUUUACCAUGUUUUUUUAACAACGAUUGGAAAGAUAUGAAGUAUCCUAAUCUCAUCAUAAAAUGUAGCAAGUCCCACAUAAUAACUAGUUUGUUAUUUUAUGACUGUCUCCUUUUUGUCAAUUUAAGUGUCCAGCAUUUUGUGUGUAAUUGUAUACUAAUUUAAUUAUAUUUGUUGUAUAUCUUUAUAACAAUCACCACUUCUCUUAAAAAGGGCAGUAUUUUCCUGUCUGACUUUUUCUGUUAAAUUAUUGGACUUAAUCUACUCAAGACUUAAAGGACUUAAGGAAUAUAGACUUUUAGACAUGUUAUGGAAUUGUAUGUGUGUGAUCAUGAUUAAUGUGUGAUUUAUUGAAAGUAAUGUCUUCCAUACAUAAUUUGUAUUUUCCAUUACACAUCACAUGUAUGUUGUGAUCAGGCCAGUUAAAGGGAACAAUAUUCCUGUUGGAUAAAACAUCAUCAACAUUUUCAUAAAUAUUCACAUGUUAAAUCCUUCUUUUAAUAAUAAUUUGUUAAGAUAUUUUAAAUCAUUCAGUUAACAUAGAAGCAUCUAGAUUGUGUACUUGAGUUAUUAUUACAUUGUGUACGUUCUGUGUGUCCCAAAGAUCCAUUAGAAAAUGUGUGUUAUUAAAAAAAAUUAUAGGAAGAAAAUUUUGUCAUGUGCCAUUAAAAAUCCCAAAAUCAUAGAUAUUUAUCCUUUUGAAUAAUAUAAAACUGUCUCCUAUAUUUUUUUUGGUCAGUGCAUUCAUUUUCUGUUCCCAUUAAAACAAAUUGUGUCAGAAAAAAACAUAUUUACACAGGUGCUAGCUGUUGCUCAAAAAAAAAGAGAUAAGUUAUAUGUACAAUAAAUAAAUUUAAAUACAGAAAUGAAUAAAAGUUGUUUUCUUAAAUUCAAAUGCAACAUUAACAUUUACAUUUUCAUCAAAAAUGCUAUUCUAGUUAACUGGGACACACAGUGGCUUGACAUAUCUAGUAUAUAUAGAUCGACCCUCACUGAGAAUGACAUUAUGCAUAAUAUAAGUCAACAGACAUUCAUUUUACUAUUCAUCAAAGUAUAGAAUUACAACUUUUAUUUUCUAGAAAUUCAUAAUUUUUAUCGCUUUCAGUGUCCUCCUUGUUUACUACAUGUAUUAUUAAUUUCCUGAAUAUUAUAAACAGAAAAUUGAAAAUGUCAAUAGAAUAGGCCCCAGAUUUAAAGAAACAGAUCUUCAUAAUUCCUUCCAUUAAUUUAGACUUGGAACAUAAUCUUUACCAGUGCUAAAUGUGUUAACUUGUUUUAUGCAUAAAACCCUGAUGUUUUUGUGUAAGAAUCGGCAUGGUGUAUUGGUAAUUUUCGGGCCACCUUAGUUUCUUCCUUUUGGUGAAGGGGCUUAUGUGGUGGCAGGCACUUUGUUAUAUCUGCUUCUGAAGCCUAAUAUCAUUUCUCAAAGGUAAAGGUUCAUAGUCUAUAACAUCAUUUUUAAACCCUAUAGUUCUUCAAAUCAAUUACAACAGUCUUCAGUUAUUAGAAAAAUAACAUAGGAGCUAUAGCGAUAAAUAGAAACAUUUUACUGCAGUUAAAAAUUCAAUACACCAUAUUCAAGUUUAGAUGACAUAGAUGGAAUUGAAACAAAUAGCUGUAAUUGGUAUGCAUUACAACAGAAAAUGUAACAUCAUAGGCCAAACAUUGAUAUGUUCAUGUUUCCAUUGAUCAAUGUCAACUUGCCUAAACACUGGGUUUGUCAACUUGACUUAAUUCCUUUUUGCAAAGUCUCUGAACUUGAAAUUGGUGUAUUGUAAUGGAAUUAUUUUAUAUUGGUAAUGUAUAUGUAUAUUGUUUAACCCUUUUCACCAUUUACCAGUGUGAUUAAAAUCACAUAAGAGGGUAUCACUAAUAUUUGACCAUUUUUUUUAUUAAUUAUAUAACUAAGUAGACUGAACCUUUAAUACCUUUUCGCUGAGAAAUAUCAAAGGUUUCUAAGGAGUAAGAAAAUGUUAAAUGGUAAGUUUAAUGUGUGAAGAACUGCUUAUAAAACUAAAAAGCAGCAAUGGUUUAAAACUAGAGAGGUUUUAUUUUUUCACCAUUGAAGAGGUGCUGAAAAUUAGUUUGAAAAAUCGUUUUAGCAUUAAGUUUAAAAAGUAAUAUACAAAAUAACAUAUUUUUUACUUUAGGUUAAUAUGAAGGAACGACCAUAGUCAGACUUCUAUAAUAUGAGUUAAAAUUUCAAUGUGUAUAUGACAGCUGUACUACCAUAUACAUUGUUAUUUUGUACCUUCAAAAUUGUAAGGUUAUUUAAUAGUAGUGAAGAAAGAUAUAGAAUGAAAGGAUUAAAAGACAGCCUGUAUUAUUACUUAAAGCUCCUCUCUUAAUGCUGUAGAUUUUGUUAUUUUGCUGUUUAAUAUAAUGCUUUGUCUGUUGUCUUGUUGAAGCAUUGUACACAAAAUCAGUGGAAUAUUAUGUUUCAGUAUUGAAAUUUAUUUAAAGAGAAAAAGCUGUUCUGAUUCAUUGUAAAAUUCACAUUUUUGUUUAUAAAAGUUUAUUAUUUAAAAUAAACCUAUGCAGAAUGCACCUGGA